Molecule: messenger RNA, 2034 nt
Organism: Solanum dulcamara
Lineage: Eukaryota; Viridiplantae; Streptophyta; Magnoliopsida; Solanales; Solanaceae
Product: pentatricopeptide repeat-containing protein At2g13600-like
Exons: 1
Coding region: 90-1877 (595 amino acids)
Biological process (GO): RNA modification
Molecular function (GO): RNA binding; protein binding
Source: RefSeq, a predicted model, not a curated record
GUUCAUUUUGAUUCAAAACUUUAGUUGGUAUUAUAUAUGAGACAUAUUGUAGCUACAUAUAUUUCUUGUUUUCUUUACAAAAUAUCCAUAUGCUUCCUUCUAAACUCAAAAAGCUCACAACUUUAGGUGAAAUACUAAUUUGUAUUCAUAAUGAAGCAUCUUUUUCUAAAUUUACAAAUAAGAAAUACUACAGAGCAUCUGUCAUAUGGGACAAGAACCAAGAGGAGGAGAGUAAAUAUUCGAAUAUACUGCGUCAAUGUGUGGAGACAUCAAGAUUGGAUAACGCCAAAGCCAUUCACGCGAAACUGCUGAAAAACCCAGGCAGUACGUCUUCGCUAUACUUACACAACCAUCUUCUAAAUGCUUAUGUGAAAUGUGGUGACACUGCGGACGGACUCAAACUGUUUGAUGAAAUGACUGAGAGAAAUGUGGUGUCUUGGACUGCUCUCAUUGCUGGCUUUGUGCAAAAGGGCUUCCCUAUUGAAGCUUUUUCUUUGUUUGCCCGUAUGCACCUGAGUGGGACGAAGCCUAACGAGUUCACUUUCGUCAGUGCCCUCCACGCUUGCUCGUUUGAGGAUAGAUUAAGCUUGACUAAUGCAUACCAAGUAUAUGGACUAAUUACAGAACUUGGAUUCGAGUCCAAUGUUUAUUUAGUGAAUGCUUUUUUGACGACUUUGAUAAGGCACGGUAGAUUAGAUGAAGCAUUAAUGGUUUUUCAGCGGUGUUCCAAUAAAGAUAUUGUGACUUGGAAUGCAAUGCUAGGUGGUUGCAUGCAAUUUUGUUGCUCAGAGGUACCAAGGCUUUGGUACAGGAUGAUCCACGAAGGAGUUGUACCAGAUAACUUCAGUUUUGCUAGUGUUCUUACUGGGAUAGCAGAGCUUUUUGCUCUUGAUUUGGGUGUGCAAGUACAUUCCCAGCUUGUUAAGUCUGGUCAUGGAAGUGAGAUGUGUGUAGGGAACUCUUUGGUGGAUAUGUAUUUGAAAAAUCGAAGUUUGGGUGAGGGUUUCAAAGCAUUCGAGGAGAUCUGUUUUAAAGACGUUUGUUCCUGGACGCAAAUGGCAGCAGGGUGUUUGAAUUGUGACGAGCCAAUUGAAGCGCUCAGGGUCAUUGGAGAAAUGAGAAGGGCAGGAGUAAUGCCUAAUAAGUUUACUCUAGCAACUGCUUUUAGUGCAUGUGCCAAUAUAGCCUCUUUUAAAGAAGGGGAGAAAGUUCAUGGCUUGAGGAUCAAACUUGGGGAUGACAUUGAUGUCUGUGUAGAUAAUGCAUUGCUCGACAUGUACGCUAAAUGUGGUUGCAUGGAUGGGGCAUUCAUGGUUUUUCAGUCAAUGGGUGAACACACUACUGUUUCAUGGACCACUAUGAUUAUGGGCUAUGCGCAAAAUGGAUAUCCCAAAAAAGCUCUUGAAAUCUUCCAUCAGAUGAGGGAGGAAGGGGCAGAGCCUAACUACAUUACCUUCAUAUGUGUGCUUUAUGCUUGCAGCCAAGGAGGACUUAUCGAUGAGGGAUGGAAGUAUUUCACUUCAAUGAGUGAUGACUAUGGUAUUCUCCCCGCAGAAGAUCACUAUGCUUGUAUGGUGAAUCUACUUGGACGUGCUGGACGCAUUAGAGAAGCUGAGGAAUUAACCUUGAGCAUGCCCUUUCAACCAGGUUUGCUGGUAUGGCAAACAUUGCUUGGGGCAUCCCGGCUUCAUGGGGAUAUGGAAACUGCUAAGCGAGCAGCAGAACGAGCAUUACAAGUUGACAAAGUUGAUCCUUCAAUCUAUGUGUUAUUGUCCAAUACAUUUGCUGGUUUGCAAAACUGGGAUGGAGUUGGAACUGUGAGAGAAUUGAUGCAAAGCAGGGAUGUCAAGAAAGUUCCUGGCUCCAGUUGGUUUUAAAUGUCAAUAAAGAAUCCUAUGGUGUAACUUUGAUUCUUCUAGCUUGAAUGAUGAACCAGUCGCUAACUGUCAAGUAACUCCCAAUAUAACAGUAAAAACAAGAGAUCAAAUUUUCAUCGUAAUAGGAUCCACACAACUUGUCAUUCCUUGGUUAUAA